Nylanderia fulva is the source of this 1557-nucleotide messenger RNA. RefSeq names its product L-lactate dehydrogenase. Gene Ontology annotation, cellular component: cytoplasm. Gene Ontology annotation, molecular function: L-lactate dehydrogenase (NAD+) activity. Gene Ontology annotation, biological process: lactate metabolic process; pyruvate metabolic process. Lineage: Eukaryota; Metazoa; Arthropoda; Insecta; Hymenoptera; Formicidae. The record is from RefSeq and is a predicted model, not a curated record.
UUUAUCAAUAAAUUAUAUAUAUUUAUAUUACAUAUAUUUUUCUUUUGAACGCUUAUUGUACAAAAUCUAAGUAACCAUGGAUGUGUUUAACAAUUGGUGAAUCAAUGAUGGCGGAAUGCCAAAAGUAUUAUGUUGUCCGCUUAUCAGUAUACUCUCUCGUUUUGAGAAAAAAACAAUUUAAUGCGAUGUAACAGGCGCGGGUAAAAACGAUCGUGCGACGUUUACAAAAUCGGCAAAUGACAGAAGCAAUGGUUCCAUUAUCUAUACUGUCAAAGUCAUCGUUAUCAAUAUGUUUGAAAAAAUUUAUUGGCGUGACAUCAACGAUAGGUUCUAUUAGGAAUCGAUAUACCCGUGCUUUACCAUCGACAGUUUUGGCAAAUAUCUUCGGAAAUAAUAAAGGAAAACCAUUCGGAAAAGAUGCGACUGUUGGCUCAGAUUUACAGAGAGCAGUUAAUUUUGUUUCGCCAUGCUUACGAGAAGAGCUCUUAUGCAAGUCUUCGGAACCAGUUAGAGAUUGUUGUCAUAAAGUCACUAUUGUCGGUGCUGGUAUGGUUGGCGUUGCUAUUGCCAAUUCGCUUCUCUUUCAACGAAUUACUUCGCACAUUGCAAUGAUAGACGCCUUUCCUAAAAAGUUAGAAGGCGAAGGAAUGGACUUUAGUCAUAGUUCUAUAUUUAUAGGAGAUCCGAAGAUCGAGUACGAUACAGAUUUUUGUGUGUCAAGUAAUUCAAAAGUCUUAGUAAUUUGCGCGGGUGUACGACCAAUAAAGGGUGAAAGUCGACUUGAUUUGGUGCAAAGAAAUGCAGAGAUAUUGAAAAAUAUAAUACCACCUUUAGUAAACUAUAGCCCUAAUGCGGUGUUUGUCGUUAUCAGCAAUCCCGUGGAUAUCUUAGCCUGGCUUACAUGGAAGUUGAGUGGACUUCCGGCUCAUCGAGUAAUUGGUAGCGGAACUUAUUUGGAUAGCGCAAGAUUUCGUUAUUUGAUUGCUGAUCGAAUAGGAAUAGCGCCAAGUUCGGUUCAAGGAUAUAUUAUCGGUGAACACGGGGAUAGUAUGGUUCCGCUCUGGUCUGGAGUGAGCGUCGCAGGAGUGCAGUUCCGCGAUAUUAUUCCGAAUAUCGGUCUGGAGACGGAUGAUGAAAGAUGGUACGAUAUAGCGAAAGAAGUCGUAAAGUUUGGUCCAAUAGUGCGGUGUUUAAAAGGAUAUUCAAAUACGGCCAUUGGACUUUCCACAACAGACAUCAUAAUCGCAAUAUUACGCAAUACACAAGCAAUUAUACCAGUUUCAACUCUCGUGCAGGGUCAUCAUGAUGUGUGCCACGAUAUGUUUCUAUCCUUACCUUGUGCGAUUGGCGAAAAUGGCGUCACAAAUAUCAUACGAAUGCACAUAACCGAAUACGAAAAAAAGCUAUUCCAGGCUUCGGCGAACACCGUAUAUAAGAUACAGAAAGAUGUCAAUAUUAAGUCUUGAACGAUGGUACAUGCAGUGAGGUCGUACAAAUGCAUUUAAUUUCCUAUGUAAAAAGUUCUGUCGAGUAUAAUAAAUUAUUACGUAGCUUGUC